AUGGCCAUCAAGCAACUGUUAGUGUUUGUCGCCUCUCCUCCCCUGGACUCAGGCAGCUCCCAGCAGGAGGAGCCUAGCAUAAUGAGGAGGACUGAAAACUACCUGCCAGUCCCUGGCGAGGAGAAGAACCUGGAUGUGGACUAUGUCAACACCAAGCCCAAUGAGUCCAUACCAUUGAAAAAUCUUUACUCGGAUGAUGGCUCACCUCUGUCUCAUCGGCUCGGCCCGUACUUCUCUGAUGGCCGGCGGCGGGUGGACUAUGUGCUGGCAUACCAAAUACAGAAACCCGGCAGUAUCCGGCGACAGUCAUCCAGGUUUGGUGACAGCAACUUCAUCCGAAGGCUUAGACGCAGUAUGAGCAUGAGAAGCAGCCGAGCGCCACUGCAGCCCAAAGAAGACCCGGAGAUCGCUGCUCAGGAGCAACGGACUGACUAUCAUGAGGAUGACAAACGCUUCAGGCGGGAAGAGUUUGAGGAAAAUCUCCUGGAGACAGGGCUGGAGCUGGAAAAGGAUGAAAAGUGUAAAAUCCCUGGAAUCGGCUUCUUGAAGAUCCAUGCUCCUUGGAAUGUCCUGUGUCGGGAGGCUGAGUUUAUGAAGCUCAAGAUGCCAACAAAGAAGGUUUACGAGGUAAAACAAGGAAGUAACGUGGUGGAGAAGAUACGAUUGUUCAUUCACAAAGUCACAGCUCCUCUCCACCCAAAAGUGGAUGCCAACCGACCAGACAGUGUCAAAUCACUCUCUCACCCUUUCUCCAGAGAGAAGCAGCAUCUAUUUGACCUGUCUGACAGAGACAAGUUCUUUGACAGCAAAACCAGGAGCUCAAUAGUCUACGAGGUACUGAAGAGGACAAGGUGCACCCGAGCCAAAUACUCAAUGGGGAUCACCAGUCUGCUAGCCAACGGCGUCUAUACGUCUGCUUAUCCUCUGCAUGAUGGAGAAAUCGAGGGGGUGAAUGCAGAACCUAAUGACAGGAAGCUGCUGUAUGAAGAGUGGGCGAGCUACAGUGUCUUCUACAAGUACCAGCCUAUAGGACUCAUCAGGAAGUAUUUCGGGGAAAAGGUUGGACUAUAUUUUGCCUGGUUAGGAGUCUACACACAGAUGCUGAUCCCUGCAGCCAUCGUGGGAGUCAUUGUAUUCCUCUAUGGCUGUGCUACUGUGGAUGAUAACAUACCUAGUAUGGAGAUUUGUGAUGCCAGGAACAACAUCACCAUGUGUCCACUGUGCGACCGUGCCUGCAGCUACUGGAAGCUGGUGACAGCAUGUGGCACAGCCCGAGCCAGCCACCUCUUCGACAACCCCGCAACCGUCUUCUUCUCUAUCUUCAUGGCUCUCUGGGCGGUUCUCUUCAUGGAGCACUGGAAGAGACGUCAGAUGCGACUCAACUACAUCUGGGACCUGACAGGCUUUGGCGAGGAGGAGGAGGAGGAUCUCAAGGACCACAACCGUGCUGAGUAUGAGUUCCAUGUAAUGAAAAAGACCAUGAGACAGGAGCAUUCAACCCCCAAGGGUGAGAAAGUGAAGCUGACAUGUACAGACAGACUGCCAGCUUACCUGACUACAGUGGUUAUAAUGGGCUUUAUGAUCACUGUGACGUUUGCCAUAGUCUUCGGGGUCAUCCUGUACCGGAUUAGCAUUAAAGCAGCAUUGCACAUAAGCAACUACCCUGCAGCACGGUCCAACAUUCGAGCCACUGUCAAAACCACCGCUGCCAUCAUCAACCUUAUCGUCAUCAUCAUCUUAGACGAAAUCUAUGCUGCGAUUGCCCGCUGGCUCACCACGCUGGAGGUUCCAAAGACAGACCAGAGCUUUGAACAGCGGCUGAUCUUCAAAACUUUUAUUUUGAAGUUUGUCAAUGCCUUCACACCCAUUGUCUAUUUGGCCUUUUUCAGGGGCAGGCUUGUUGGGCGGCCAGGAAACUACCUGUAUGUUGUUGGAUCGUACAGAAUGGAAGAGUGCGCCCAUGCAGGCUGCCUCAUGGAGUUAUGCAUCCAGUUGUGCAUCACCAUGCUCGGCAAGCAGCUCAUCCAGAACAACCUGUUCGAGAUUGGCAUACCGAAACUAAAGAAACUGCUCCGGAAGAGGAAGUCAGAGUUGGACUCAAAGCAAGAAGAGGAGCUGAGCAACACAAUGUACCGGCAUGAGAAAGACCACAUCCUGGGUCCCUUUGUUGGCCUCAGCCCCGAGUACAUGGAAAUGAUCAUCCAGUUUGGAAUGGUGACUCUUUUCGUGGCCUCCUUCCCUCUGGCUCCACUCUUCGCUCUUCUGAAUAACAUCAUAGAGAUUCGACUGGAUGCUAAGAAGUUUGUUAUGGAGCUGCGCAGGCCGAUUGCGUGCAAAGCCAAAGACAUUGGUAUCUGGUACAAUCUCUUAAGAGGCCUCAGCAAGGUAGCAGUCAUUGUUAAUGCUUUUGUCAUCUCCUUCACUUCUGACUUCAUCCCACGACUCGUCUACCAGUACAUGUACAGUCCUGACGGAACCAUGCACGGCUUCAUCAAUCACACUCUGUCCUACUUCAACGUCACUGACUUUCAGGAAGGCACAGACCCUAUCCAGCCAAUGCACCUGGGCUAUAAAGUAGACAUAUGCAGAUAUAAAGACUACAGAGAGCCUCCCUGGUCGAGCACACCAUAUGAACUGUCCAAGGAGUUCUGGGCCAUUCUGGCAGCCCGCCUUGCUUUCGUUAUUGUCUUUCAGAAUGUGGUGAUGCUCAUGAGCGACUUUGUGGAUUGGUUGAUCCCAGACAUCCCUAAGGACAUCAGCCUUCAGAUCCACAAGGAGAAAAUCCUCAUGGUGGAGCUCUUCAUGAAGGAGGAGCAGGGCAAGAGGCUCGCAGCACGGGACAACCACAACCAGGACAACUACACUUCUCCCUCAUCCACCAACCAUAGCCCACCACAACCCCGCUCACGAACUGUGUCUCAAGCAAACUGUUGUUAA
Messenger RNA from Scomber japonicus (chub mackerel), 2937 nucleotides. It is a transcript of the gene ano1a, whose product is annotated as anoctamin 1, calcium activated chloride channel a. The transcript has 26 exons. Gene Ontology annotation, cellular component: plasma membrane. Gene Ontology annotation, biological process: chloride transmembrane transport. Lineage: Eukaryota; Metazoa; Chordata; Actinopteri; Scombriformes; Scombridae. Gene Ontology annotation, molecular function: protein dimerization activity; chloride channel activity. Bases 1 to 2937 code for a protein of 978 amino acids. The record is from RefSeq and is a predicted model, not a curated record.